UGCCGUCGUCCUUUAGUCUCGCGUUUAUCGUCGUUGCGUCGAUAUCGAUAUCGUCAUUAUCAAUGUCGCCGUAGUUACUGUCGUCUUCGUCAUUACGAUUCGCGCGAUCUUAUUUUACAUGUGACGUACGAUGAUAAAAAUGCGCGCGUUUUUUCUUUAUCGGGUAUUUUGUGACGUUCUAUGAGUGGAUUAAAAAUCAAGAGAAAAAAAUUUGUCUUUCAUUCUUAUAUGCCAGUUCUAUUUUUAUAAACGGAUUUCUUUUACGAGUUAUUAAAAUACUAAUGACAGUUUUAAACUGUUGGAUUUCAAAGUUUAAUAUCGAUAAUAAUUAUGAUCAUUGAUCAAUGAUCCUACACGAUCAAUUGAGUUGUAAUAAUAAUGAUGAUAAUUAUAAUAAAAACAACAAUCACAAUAACCUGUGUUCUCGUUAAUAUGGGUCGAUCAUAGUUGUGUUUUAAUAAAACGCCGGUGUCCGUGUAAAUCUGUGACACAUAUUUCCUGUGUGCAUAUAUCUUUGAAUAGUAGGUCAAAGUACUAUCGUGGAAGAAGGACAAUCAAUCGAAGAUAUUGAUCACCGAUCGAGUUCGAAGUGCAAACAAGGUUACGAUAUCAUCGAUAUCGAACCAUUCUUCUUUUCAUUUUGAUUCGAAAACGUGGUCGUCUUUUUAAAGUGUAGAGUAGAAGAGGAGUCACUGGAAGUGCCUCGAGCAGUCUUCCGGGAUCAAAAAGGGUCCGUUCGAGAGAAGAUGCAAUCCUUGUCGAUAAGCGAAACCGGAAAAGUUAUUGCGAUACUCCGCUAGAAAUUCGAUUCGUUCGGUGGUGCGAGGGUUGAGAAAGGGUGAGAGAGAAGGGGAAGGAGAAAGACAGGGAGAUGGGAGAGUGGAAGGGUUAGGUAGUGCGCAAAAGUAGCCGCUAGAUAAGAAGAUAGGAGGGAAAGAAGAAAAGAAGGAAAGAGAAAUAAUACAACGAAGGAAACGAAGAAAAAAAAAGAGGAAUGUUCACGAAAAUUUAUGGAAUGAGAUUAGUGUAAUUGGAGGAUUUGUGUUCACCAAAGUUCUCCUUUAAAUUUCUCUCUUCUGGUGGACAUUAGAAAAUGGAUGAAUUGGGAUCUACGAGAUAGUGUUGGAUAGAAUUGUAAUUAAAACGACGUCAUCGUGUGGAAUGAACGAUUCCAUUUCAUUCUUCUUGAAAGGUUGGAAUCUUCCAAUCGAAUCUAUCGUAGCGGAUUUCUGUAAGGUGCUUUAGGAAGAUAUGCAGCUGAUGCUAUUUGGAUUAAAGCGAUCGAAUAACAGGUAUCCAAUUGCAGGAGAGAGAACAAUGAAUCGAUCCUAAUAGUCGAUCGCGCAAAGAGAAAAGGGAUCAAAGAAGCAUUGCAUUUAUUGCGGUGCUUGCCUGUCGAAAGCACGCGAGUACAAUCGAUUUGGUCAUUGCUUCUUGAUUGGAAAGCAUCCGCAAAUCGACUCGUAUGAUGAAUCGCAAAGACAAAAAGUCAAGCGAUAUACGUUCACUUUAACGAAUUGCUAUGAUGAAUAAAUUCCAGAAAGAACGAUCUAUUCCGAUUUGUAAGAUAUUAUGCUUCUAAAAAGAGGGUAUCGUAAAGGAGAGUAGAGUGUUUUGCUGGUGGACAUCGGUUUGGCUGUUAAAUAAUGAACUCUUGUAAUCGUUCAUCGAGUUCGCUUCAAAGAAGAACGAACGUUGCCGUCGGCGGUGCAUUGAAAGGUUAAAAUGCUCGACUAUUUUUUGAGGAACAAACAAAGGGCUAACGAAUGAGCUCGUCAUCGUUAAGAAAGCAUUGUCUUCGCGAUGAAGAGACGUCCGAUGGGAAAAGUUCGCGAGAAAAGAUCGACGACAGAGAUCAUCAUAGCAGCGAUAAUCUUUACGUAGUUUCAUUAAAAUUUCUGGAACGUAUUAAGUAGGAGGUGAUAGAUGUAUUUCAUUUUCUGUUACUGAUAUCGGACAAAUUAAAAUCAUCGAGCCUCAUGAGAUCCAUCGUUUCUGUGAGUCACGCGGAAGAAGGAGCGUGCUGGUCAAAUUCAACGAUCGCGAUCGUUUGGGCGGUCCGGUGAAGUUAUGAGGCGGCGUAACAACGGCUUUACGGCUGGCGGCAAUAAUGUCGCCUUUUGCUGCCAAAACGCGAGAAAAGCUGGAAAUCGCUCUUUUGCUAGUGGUAGUUGCAACGAAUCGGAGGGCAACGAACCACCGGAAUGGUGCAUCUAUGCGGCUGUUACCCUCGUCGCGAUUGGUUGUUAUCUGAACGCUCUUGGUGGAGAUUUUGUGCAUGAUGAUAUCCCAGCUAUUGUAAGGAACAAGGAUGUGAUCGCUCAAACCCCUAUCGCUAACAUUUUAAAGGACGAUUUUUGGGGUACGCCGAUGCAAGAUGUCAAUAGCCACAAGAGUUAUCGUCCACUUACUACUCUUACAUUUCGAUUGAACUAUCUGAUGUCAGGCUUGACGCCAACGUGGUAUCACGCAACGAACGUCGCGUUACACGCCGCGGCAUGCGUUUUAGUGACCAGAGUGAGCUUAACCGUGGCGUCACUUCGUCCUGGAUUCGCGGCAUUGACCGGCUUGUUAUUUGCCGCUCAUCCUAUUCAUACCGAGGCCGUGACUGGCAUCGUCGGGAGAGCGGAUGUUCUCGCCUGCAUCUUUUUCCUACUCUCUUUCCUGGCUUAUCAUGGUCAGCAGACAGCCUAUGUGUGGAGCAGUGUGUGUCUUGGUACCCUGUCAAUGUUGGCUAAGGAAACCGGUGUUACAGUUCUACUCCUAAACCUUCUUUACGAUCUUUGUCGUUCCUGGCAUUCAAUCAGGAGAUCUAUUUCCGAAGCUCGAUGGAACGAAGACUCACGACACUUUUCCAGGCGUGCAGCCGCUUUACUAGUUUCCCUCGGGAUACUUUUGGUAGUAAGGCUCGCCCUUCUUCACGGUGCUUUGCCGAAAUUUUCGCCACAGGAUAAUCCUGCAGCUUUUCAUCCCUGUUUCCACGUUAGAUUACUAACGUUCUGUUAUUUGGCGGCGUUGAACUGUUGGCUACUCCUAUGCCCUGUGACACUCUCUCAUGAUUGGCAAAUGGGUUCCGUUCCUCUGGUUACAUCUUUAGCUGAUACUAGGAACCUGGCGACGUGUCUCUUUUUUGGCGGCUGCUUAGUUCUCACAUACAAAGCUUUUACGGAUUUUGAGCAACAAAGGCACCCGCCCCUUAUCCUUGGUUGGAUGUUCCUGGUGCUACCGUUCCUACCUGCGUCUAAUCUUUUCUUAACUGUCGGAUUCGUCGUUGCGGAGCGCGUACUGUACAUGCCAAGCGUUGGAUGGACCUUAUUAGUUGUGUACGGUAUUCAAGUGAUUUGGACAGCUCUACCACGGCGAAGAAGUUUUAUUACAGCUGGGGUGGUCUUGCUUCUUAUUUUAGGAUGCUACAGAACCUUUCUUCGAAACAAUGAUUGGACGUCACGAGAGACUUUACUUAGAGCUGGUUUGCGGUCUCUGCCUCACAAUGCCAAGAUGCAUUACAACUUCGCCAACUUCCUAAGAGAUACGUCACAACCGAACCGUGCAAUUCUCCAUUACCAGUUAGCCCUAUGGUUAUGGCCAACUUACGCGAGCGCUCACAAUAAUCUUGGGACGUUGACGGUAGGCGAUCAAGCGGAGCAACAUUUUCUGGCCGCCAUCCACGCCCAACCUGGUCACGUCAAUGCGCACUACAAUUUAGGACAAUUGUACAGGAAGACGAAUAGGACGGAGGAGUGCAUCAAGAUGUUGCAGAAGUGCGUAUCAUUAGAUCCAGCUUAUAUUCCAGCAUACCUCGUCCUCGCGAGAUUAGCAACCGGUCCCGCAACGGGAGUUCUUCUAAGGCACGUCGUUCGUUUGCAACCUCGAAGUCCGGAUCAUCUCGCGGAGUAUGCUACAUGGUUAUAUCAAAACGGAAAAUGGCUACCCUCUCUGAAGUACUAUCUCAAGGGCAUGGAGGUCUCACCAUCGCAUAGAUCGUCGCUCGUAGGUACAGCGAGGAUUCUUAGGUCGAGAGGUCAAUGGCCGAGAGUGCAUCAACUCAUAACCAGAUGGCACCUGAUGUUACGAGCGAAAAGGGGUGGCUUAAUAUAUCGAGGUGAUCUUUAUAUUCGCGCGUGGCAACUUCAAAGUGAAUCUCGUCAAAGAGCUCAUCAACACCAACGAAAUCUUUGUCUAUCGGAGGAGAAUUGUUCAACACCUCGUGUCGCGAGCGUGUCGGUGCAGUUGGAACAAGACAGCAACAAGUCCGAACAAUUGGAAAGGGCACCUCGUUGCAGUGUACGGACCUGUCGCCAAGCGAGAAAGGGAAAAUCUCGUGUGACAGCACCAGCACUUUUGGUUCAAAAUCUUCUUGAGACACUUUAGUCACGGUUUUUAUUGUCGAACGAAUGUCUUACGAUUGAACGUGAUGCUUCUACGAUACUCGGAAGAAGAAGAAAUGAAAGAAGCGGGAAAAGAAAAAGAAAAAGAAGAGAAAGAUCUUCAGCGCGAGUGUUUAUCCGCUCUCGGUGAACGUUGCGACCCGCGAUUUCGUGAGUGGUAUGAAACUGUUUUAUAGUUGUACGUUAAGAAGAAAGAAAGGAAGAAAAAAAGAAAGAAAGAAAGAAAAAAAAAGAAAUAUAGCAAAGAAAACGCGUUUCAACGUCUCUUAUCGUUUUUACGUCUUCUACGUGUUUUAUCUGUGGUGUUUUUUAUCUGUCAAUCAAGAGAGGACACUGUCCCAGACUCUUCGAAUGGAACUUUGUGAGCUUAGACCAAAGGGUGAGAGAUAGGUAAAAAAAGUCUGAAAGAAGAAAAUAGAGGGAGGAGGAGGGAGAGCGCGUAAAAGGGAAGGGCAGAAAGGGAGAAAGAAAGAAGUUUUUCUUUUUGUGUGAUUAUUUGACAAUACGAUGCUAUACAAGAUUCUUACAAGGUCCGAAACUGUAAAAUUAAUUUUUAUCAACGAUUCAAAGAGAUCGAGUUGCUACGACGACAAUUAAUCCUUCCGGUGUCUUAGUUGUAAACGCAAGAAAUUUCACAAGUUCGCGUUUGGAUGAAACGAGUUCAAUAAUUAUAGUUUAUUAUUUACAUUAUAUAUAAUAAAUAAUUACACAUUUUAAUAUUUUACUUUUUUCGUUUAUUUUAAUUUAUGAAUUACCAUAUAAAUUCAAACAAAACAUUUUAUAAAUUUUUUAUAAACUGUUUGAAGUCGAUCGAUCGUAAUACGUCAAACUAAUCAUACUUUCUAUAUAUUACAGCGAUCGACUUUGAGGAUGAGAUUAAGUAUAGAGGGAAAAAAAAGAAAAAAGAAACGAAAUAGAAAUUAAAUACGUUUGUAUUUGAUUUCUUUUCUCAACAAAACCUUAUCAAUUCAAUGAGAACAGGAGGAACUUAGCCGCUCUUUCCUAAAGCGAAACUCGUUUCUACGAACAAUAAAGUCGAUCUCCCUCAACGAGAAACGCGAAAAAGGAUCCGCCAAGAGAUAUCACGUAAUUGUAAAUAUCAUUAUCUACUUUCUUCUUUUUUCUUAUUCUCUCUCUCUCCCUCUCUCUCUCUCUCUCUCUCUCUCUCUCUCUAUUUCUCUCUCUUUUUCUCUUUCUUUUUUUUUCUUCUUAGGGAAGAAGAACUCGAAAAGUAUCGGUACCGGAGAUUUAUUUUUCACACGAAAAGUAACGCUAUGCGAGAUGCUUACAAGUCACGCAAAGUAACAUAGUUUCCUUUAUUUCUUUCUCUCUAUCUCUCUUUUUCUCUGCUUCGUUCCGAAUCUUUCUUCGUUUCUUUUUCUUUUCUUUUUUAAUUGAUCGUUAUUUAUUCUCUUUUCUUUCUCUCUCU
Vespa crabro (European hornet) is the source of this 5817-nucleotide messenger RNA. Its product is annotated as protein O-mannosyl-transferase TMTC1-like. Gene Ontology annotation, molecular function: mannosyltransferase activity; protein binding. The record is from RefSeq and is a predicted model, not a curated record. The transcript is spliced from 16 exons. NCBI's taxonomy places the organism in Eukaryota, Metazoa, Arthropoda, Insecta, Hymenoptera, Vespidae. The coding region runs from base 2071 to 4371 and encodes 766 amino acids. Gene Ontology annotation, biological process: protein O-linked glycosylation via mannose.